This is a messenger RNA of Stegodyphus dumicola, 2848 nucleotides long. RefSeq lists its product as uncharacterized. NCBI's taxonomy places the organism in Eukaryota, Metazoa, Arthropoda, Arachnida, Araneae, Eresidae. The record is from RefSeq and is a predicted model, not a curated record.
GCAAUAAAAUGAAAUGUGAUGUGAAUUUUUCCAUAAAAUGUAUAAGAACUAUCCAUUUUUCACGAAUAUUAAAGACCUAAAAAUUGAAAUGAUUGCCUAUGUCAGCGUUUCUCAGUUUGUGGUCCUCGAAGUCUGCCUUUGUGGUCCUCCUAGAUUUUCAGAAAUGACAAGAAAUAAAAUCCAUAUCCAAAUGCGUAUACCACAGUAAAGUUGAAGAUUUCAGAGUUUGGAAUCAGGUUUUCUCCAAGACGGACAUUUUAUGAAAUUUAUUACCAGUUCUAGUCGAUGCAACAAAAGAGGGAUUUAAAUCACUAUGUUUAUAAUGCUUCUUGCCAACAUACAUUCAGACGCAUAACAACUGCGUAAGGAUCGUCAGGUUCAUCCAUCAUAUUAAUGGCAUAUGAAAACUGAAAAUAUCAUCUUACUGAAGCUCUUCAUGUUCUGUAACCUAAUCCAUAAUCAGAGAAGGGCAGUUUGGGACAAUGUAGGUUCUGCAUUUUAUUACAAGGCAUGCUGAAUAAAGUUAUUUUCGGAUGUUGGGGGUGGAACUGUGAAACAUGGCCAGGUUAGCUGCAUAUUACCAGGAAGAUUUCCACUACGCAUCUAUAGGAUAUGGGCCUAAGCAAAGGAAAGCUGCUUAUUUCAUUUACGAAGAACCGAAGAAUAAUUUAUUCAACAGUAGCUUUCAAAAUGGACCCAGGCUAAGAGGUUUGGCUGCAUCUGAUCCCGCAUUGUCCCCUGUCACUUAUCCUAAAAAGACAGCAGUAAUGACUCUAAAACAAAGACCUAAUUAUUACGAUUCUCCCCUUGUGGAAAAUUCCCGUUUAGCUGUUCAAAGAUUACAGAACGUUUAUGAUGCUCCUGAUAAUGCUUGUGUAAGUUUGAGACAUCCGUCAGAUAUCUAUGAAAUGGAAUCCGUUUACUCGUAUAGAACAGAUAAUAAAUGUUCUACAAAGAGUAAACACAAACUAAAAGAUCCUUGCCGUAAAAGAAUGUCCUAUAAUGAAUCAUUUGACGUCUGCUGUCGAUCACCUGAUCAGUUUAUUCCAGAACCUGGUACAAGAUGUGAAGUACCGCAUGCCUUACAUAAUUAUGAUGCUUAUCGUAAUGGUUAUUUUAUAGAUCGUACAGAAGAUAGCUUUUAUCCUCCUGUAUCAUAUCGAAGCGAUUCAAGUCAUGGAAAAUGGCUGCAGUGGCCAUGGGCUUCAUCAGAAACUUAUGCUAACCCAGCUUUACUUUCUCCACCAUCUCCAUUAGAUUCGGGUCUUAGUUCUCAAUCUAUAACUUCAACUCCCAGUUUGGAUGCUGAACCUAUACCUAUGCAUACAGGGCCGUUGGUAAUCUCUCAUUCUGAACGUAAUCAUAUCUGUUCUUGCCCUAAAAGCAUGUACUCGGAAACUGGACGUUUACUUUCACCUCAAAGUACAUAUGACUCUGGAAGAGGCUCCCCUGGAAUGUACUGCACUCCUCUGCGACAUUCAAAUUCAUCAGUUCGAGUAAAAAAAUGUCGAAAUCAUCCUCAUAAAUUAGCCACGUGUGUUAAAAGUGAUUUUAAUGACGCUGCUGUUCAUCAGGAACAGGUACGCUAUGGGAUGAUGGGACUUGUCGGUGAGUCAGUGAAACAAGAGCAUUCUACUUCCACAUUACCAAAGGUACCUAAUGGAAAUUCUCAGGAACGAGGUUUAUUUACCAGUGGGCAUUCUCCAGCCGUCUUUUAUGAAUACGUUGACGAAAACGGGGUACCAUUGAAAAGGAUUUUGACGUGUGCUUCGCCAUCUCGAAAAUCAUCGAAAAAUUAUGUCAAACCAUGCGUUGUUAUAACUGAAGCAUCUGAAAAAAGCUCAUCUGGCGGAGGACCUUCUUCCCCCGAACAAGAAAACUCGGAUAAGAGCCCAGAACCGGAAUCAUCGGUAAGCUUAGCUGUUUCAAAUUCAGCUUCCAAUUCUUCAUCUGUUAAUUCAAGCAAUAUGGAGCUGAAUAGUGAUGAACGCCGCAAAGUGAACAAAGCAACUGAAAAAGAGAUACGCGAACUUGAAGACAUGUACAAAAAAUGCAAUUUAAGUGAUUAUGAUUUACUUGAUAGAGCAGAAAGGAGAGAUCUUCCUACUGCACAUCAGACAAAGGUGGAUCAAAUUCAGGGGUUAACCCGUAGUAAAAGUGAUACUCUGUAUGAAGUAAUGAGUCCUUACCACAAUCCUUACGAGAGACCCCCACGUGCUCCACCACGUAGGAGGUCGGGUAUGCCUGACAGAAUAGCCGAUGACAUGGCUUUGCGAAAACUGAAUAAACCAGUUACAACUUCUUCUUUCAAUUCGAAUGAGAACACUGUUACUUAUAUGCUGUGCUCAUCCCAUUUUACACCUACUGUGCCAGAAAUAAACAAAGAUAUUCUCCUUAUGGACAAUCCAGAUAUUGAAUAUGAUGAUCUUUCUUUUAGGAGACAUUAUUUCGGUAGAAAAAGUAAAAUUCCAGACCCUCAGCCUCCAUUUGGCAUACCGUUAAGGCCUCCACCUCCACAGAGAGUAUUCAAUGACUACUUGCAUUUCGCACCAGUAGAGGGCCUUCAGCCUUUGUGUCAUCCAAGGCGCAACCCAGAUGUCAUCCGUGAUGAUAUGGCAUACAGAACACUACGAAAAGAUGAACCUGAAAGACUCUAUUACGAUAUAGCACAAGUUUACAAUAAAAAAAGGGGUUAGAACAAAUAAUGUGAUGAAAGAUGGACAGUAUUAAGUCUUUCAUCCCCAAGUGCAAUUUUAUUGAAUAGAUGUAUAUUUAAUGUAUCCUUAGUCUUCAAAGCCUUUUGUGCACUAAGUCUGUAUCUGGUUAUAAACUGUUUCUUUACUAAGUA